UACAACACAAUCUUUUCUUAACAGAAUCAUUCAUCAAAUUCCCCAAAACAGAACUUCUCUUCCCACUACUUCUAUUGCAUAUGCAGAUAAAUCAGAAAAAUCCAUAACACCCACCACAAAACACAGGCAAUCUUUUACAGGAAAUUUCUGGUGAAGGAUGAGAUCAAUGGAGAAUACUUCCGGACAAAGAAAGGAAGAUCAAAAGUUUGAAUUGCCACCGGGUUUUCGAUUUCAUCCAACAGAUGAAGAGCUCAUAAGCCACUACCUCACCAAGAAGGUAGUUGACAGUUGCUUCAUUGCUAUGGCAAUUGCUGAAGUUGAUUUCAACAAGUGUGAGCCAUGGGAUUUGCCUGGGUUGGCUAAAACGGGUGAAACAGAGUGGUAUUAUUUUUGUUUGAGACACAGAAAAAACCCAACUGGUUUAAGAACAAACAGAGCCACUGAUGCUGGAUAUUGGAAGGCCACAGGCAAAGACAAGGAGAUAAUAACCAUGGAAAAUGCUUUGAUUGGAAUGAGGAAAACACUGGUUUUCUACAAGGGAAGAGCUCCAAAUGGUGAAAAGACCAAUUGGGUUUUGCAUGAAUACAGAUUGGAAGCAAAAGCAAAACAUGCUGAAUAUAAUAAUCUUCCUAAACCUGAAAAGAGUGAAUGGGUUAUCUGCAAAGUCUUUAAGAAGAGUCCUUGUGGAAACAAAAUACAUAUUCCAACAUUUGGAAGGUUCAACUCCUUUAGAGAGGAUCAGGAAACACAUGAUAACAUAGAAGCUCCUAGCUUGGACUUUUCAUCUUCUUUGGAUAAAGCAAAUCCUGCAUUCUCCAACCAAUGCACAAUGAUGACACAUCAAAUUGGGAAGUCACAAUCACAGUGCUCAAAUUAUUUUCUCCCCGAAGAACAUUCCAUGUUCAGGAGUGGGAAGCAAAAUGAGAAUGAGGAGUUUUCUCUGGGAAGAGACUUUGAUGCUGAUAGUGAUAUCCCCUCUUUGGUAUACAACAACAACAAUGACAUGUUUCAAAGGUGGUUCGGGAAUCAAGAGCAUUCUUCAGCUUCUUCAGGGAAUUUGGACAUUGAUUGCCUGUGGAAUCAAAUCACUGAUUAAGGCUGAAGGAAGAUUUUUUAGUUUAUUAAAAAAGUAUGCCAUGUACAUGAUACAUGUAAUUAAUUGAUUAC
Lotus japonicus is the source of this 1167-nucleotide messenger RNA. RefSeq names its product NAC domain-containing protein 100-like. The record is from RefSeq and is a predicted model, not a curated record. Lineage: Eukaryota; Viridiplantae; Streptophyta; Magnoliopsida; Fabales; Fabaceae. The transcript is spliced from 4 exons. Gene Ontology annotation, biological process: regulation of DNA-templated transcription. The coding region runs from base 158 to 1096 and encodes 312 amino acids. Gene Ontology annotation, molecular function: DNA binding.